This is a messenger RNA of Elephantulus edwardii (Cape elephant shrew), 1416 nucleotides long. It is a transcript of the gene HS6ST3, whose product is annotated as heparan sulfate 6-O-sulfotransferase 3. Gene Ontology annotation, cellular component: membrane. Gene Ontology annotation, molecular function: heparan sulfate 6-sulfotransferase activity. Bases 1 to 1416 code for a protein of 471 amino acids. The record is from RefSeq and is a predicted model, not a curated record. NCBI's taxonomy places the organism in Eukaryota, Metazoa, Chordata, Mammalia, Macroscelidea, Macroscelididae. The transcript has 2 exons.
AUGGAUGAAAGGUUCAACAAGUGGCUGCUGACGCCCGUGCUCACGCUCCUCUUCGUGGUCAUCAUGUACCAGUACGUGUCCCCCUCCUGCACCAGCUCCUGCACCAACUUCGGGGACCAGCCCCGCGCCGGGGAGGCCGGCGCGCCCGUCGCCGCCGCCGCCCGGGGAGCCGCCCGCCGGGCACAGGCGCCGCCGGAGGAGUGGGAGCGGCGGCCCCAGCUGCCCCCGCCGCCCCGGGGACCCCCCGAGGGACAGCGGGGGGCCGAGGCGCCCGAGGAUGAGGACGAGGACCCGGGGGACCUGGAGGAGGAGGAGGAGGAAGAGGAGGAGGAGGAAGAGCCGGACCCUGAGGCCCCCGAGAACGGCUUGCUGCCCCGCUUCGUGCCGCGCUUCAACUUCACCCUCAAGGACCUGACCCGCUUCGUGGAUUUCAACAUCAAGGGGCGCGACGUGAUCGUGUUUCUGCACAUCCAGAAGACGGGGGGCACCACGUUCGGCCGGCACCUGGUCAAGAACAUCCGCCUGGAGCAGCCGUGUAGCUGCAAGGCCGGCCAGAAGAAGUGCACCUGCCACCGGCCGGGCAAGAAGGAGACCUGGCUCUUCUCCCGCUUCUCCACCGGCUGGAGUUGCGGGCUGCACGCCGACUGGACGGAGCUCACCAACUGCGUGCCGGCCAUCAUGGAGAAGAAGGACUGUCCCCGCAACCACAGCCACACCAGGAAUUUCUAUUACAUCACGAUGUUGCGGGACCCGGUGUCGCGUUACCUAAGCGAGUGGAAGCACGUCCAGCGAGGGGCCACGUGGAAAACGUCUCUGCACGUGUGCGAUGGGAGAAGCCCCACCCCGGACGAGCUGCCCACCUGCUACCCGGGCGACGACUGGUCCGGGGUGAGCUUGCGGGAGUUCAUGGACUGCAGCUACAACCUGGCCAACAACCGGCAGGUGCGCAUGCUGGCCGACCUGAGCCUGGUGGGCUGCUACAACUUGACUUUCAUGAACGAGAGCGAGCGCAACAGCAUCCUGCUGCAGAGCGCCAAGAGCAACCUGAAGAACAUGGCCUUCUUCGGGCUCACGGAGUUCCAGCGCAAGACGCAGUUUCUGUUCGAGAGGACAUUCAACCUGCAGUUCAUCUCGCCCUUCACGCAGUUCAACAUCACGCGCGCCUCCAACGUGGACAUCAGCGAGGGCGCGCGCAGGCGCAUCGAGGCGCUCAACUUCCUGGACGUGCAGCUCUACGAGUUCGCCAAGGACCUGUUCCAGCAGCGCUACCACCGCACCAAGCAGCUCGCGCACCGCAGGGACCGGCAGCAGCGGCGCGAGCAGCGGCGCCUGCAGCGCGAGCAGCGGGGCCACCGCUGGCCCAAAGAGGACGGGGCUGUCACCGAGGACUACAACAGCCAGGUGGUCAGGUGGUGA